AAAUGAAAUCCACUGAACAGAACAUUAAAUCGCGUGUCCGCCUAUAAAUCCGCCAUCGGUCCAAUCUGCAGAGCCCUUUUAUCUUGUACCAAUCACCGGGCUUCACUUCACCAUGCAAUUCCCUUGGACACAGUCUCUCCCAGUUCCGGUGUAAUUCUUAAACCCACUUCUUGGAAACUCCAUCAUCAUGGUGUACUACUGAAUGGCCAUUGAAGUUUUCUUGGAUUAAAUCCCGAUAAUAAUCUUUCCCAAAGUUCUGUGCUUUGCUUGUGGUCCGGGCAAUGGUUUCCGUGGAAGAUUCUCGCUCCAAUUCGAGCCGCUUGCCCACAACGCGGCCCUUCUACAGUCCGUUUUCUGUGUCUUCUAGUAAGAUUCAGAGGUCUCUGGGCCGGUCCAUGCGCACCGUCCGCUCCAACUUCUACCAGACCGACCACAGCUGCUCCUUCCCAGGCUCAGCCGCUGAGAAAUCGGUUUGCGUGUCUGAGAAUCUGACCGAUUCCGUCAUCGACUUGCGUCUUGGCGAGCUUGCGGCUCGGAAUAACCAGUCCGUUAAGUCAUCAUCGUCGGAAGAUGAAUUUCUUGACCUCUCUCAGGCCUUUAGUGAUUUCUCGGCGUGUAGCAGCGACAUCUCCGGCGAGUUACAGAGGUUAGCUUGUGUUCCGUCGUCGGAGAAUGUCUCCGAUCCAAAUCCGGAGCCUGAGGCGGAGCCUUGCACGGGGUUUCUAGAACGCGAGACUUUCUCCACUGAGAUUAUCGAGAGUAUAUCGCCUGAGGAUCUCCAGCCGACGGUGAAGAUCUGCAUCGACGGCCUCCAGUCGCCGUCGGUUGCCGUGAAGCGCUCUGCGGCAGCGAAGCUCAGGCUCCUGGCAAAGAAUCGGUCGGAUAACCGAGCGUUGAUAGGCGAGUCCGGGGCUGUUCCGGCAUUGAUUCCCCUGCUCAGGUGUACGGAUCCGUGGACGCAAGAGCACGCCGUGACGGCUUUGUUGAAUUUGUCGUUAUACGAAGGCAACAAGCCACUCAUCACCAGCGCCGGAGCCAUCAAAUCGCUAAUUUACGUGUUGAAGACAGGUACCGAGACGUCAAAGCAGAACGCGGCCUGUGCUCUGCUGAGCUUAUCUUUGAUCGACGACAACAAGAUGUCAAUCGGCGCGUGCGGAGCGAUUCCUCCGCUGGUUUCGCUGCUGAUUCACGGCUCGAAUAGGGGGAAAAAGGACGCCUUAACGACGCUGUACAAGCUCUGCUCGGUGAAGGUGAACAAGGAGAGGGCGGUGAGCGCCGGAGCGGUGAGACCCCUGGUGGCGCUGGUAGCGGAACAGGGGACGGGGCUUGCGGAGAAGGCGAUGGUGGUUCUGAGCAGCUUGGCAGCGAUUCCGGAAGGAAAGGCGGCGAUUGUGGAGGAAGGGGGGAUUCCGGCGCUUGUGGAGGCGAUCGAGGACGCUUCGGAUAAGGGGAAGGAGUUCGCAGUGUUGACCCUGUUGCAGUUGUGUGCUGAUAGUGUGAGGAACAGAGGUUUGCUCGUCAGGGAAGGCGGGAUACCUCCUCUAGCGGCGCUUUCGCAGACUGGUACUGCAAAAGCCAAGCACAAGGCUGAAACUCUGCUGAGGUAUUUGAGAGAACCGAGGCAAGAAGCUUCUACUUCAAGCCCUUAGAGAGAGGUAUAUUAAGUCUCGUGUUAUACUAAUUACUGGGGUUUGGCUGUUGAUUGUGUAUAGUAAGUGUAUUGAUGAUGGUUUGUACAGAGCGGUUGAGGAAUUUGCAAGUUUGUGAGCAGGAUUCACGAUUUCUUACACUGAUGUUAGCUAGAGAGGGAAAGCUGACAUUUUUGUUGUAUGAAUAUGUCAACUAGGUUUUUGGGUUUCUGUUUUCCUCCUGCCCCCAGUUCUAGUGUUUUUUGUCAGAAGGGUGAACCUACUUGGCUAUGAGGUUUUCUGAUUAGGCGCUAUCACUUGCGCCUUCGCCGAACUUGUCCCUGGGUCAUUACUAUGGAGGUAAAUCAAGGAUGUGCCUGGUGACCAGAGUUUGAAGUUGUUUCCAUUGGCACUUACAAGGAUUACUCCUAGAAGGAUGCAGAUUUGCAGCCUCCAGCAUGACUUUACAGCUUCCUCUUUUGCCAUCCAGCUAUGCCCCUGGAGGCCAAUGCGACGGCUAUGAGGUUUUCUGGGUUGGUGAGGAUUUAGGUUAUGUUUUGUUUGGAUGAUCCAAAUUCUGGUGAAACAGAAGAUUAGUAGUUUGUUUGUCAGCCCAUAUUGAAGGAAAGCAAAACGUUUAGCCCCGGGCUGGUGGGGGAAGGGGUGGUGUUAUGACUGUAGAUUGUUCUAUUUUCCUACUAAAAGGUUUGCUUUUACCUAUGCCA
Diospyros lotus (date-plum) is the source of this 2353-nucleotide messenger RNA. Its product is annotated as U-box domain-containing protein 4. The transcript is spliced from 2 exons. Gene Ontology annotation, cellular component: cytoplasm; nucleus. Gene Ontology annotation, molecular function: protein binding. NCBI's taxonomy places the organism in Eukaryota, Viridiplantae, Streptophyta, Magnoliopsida, Ericales, Ebenaceae. The record is from RefSeq and is a predicted model, not a curated record. Bases 282 to 1649 code for a protein of 455 amino acids.